AUGGACUUCAGUUAUUUUACUAUUGAUGUAUUAUCAAGUGAUGAAGCUGAAAUUGAGAAGGUAAGGUUUGCUGCUAAAUUUACACAUCUUUUAUCAUUUCAGAUAAUAUAAUAAAUACAGUGUAGCGAUUUAUUUUUUCACUGACACUGGCAUGCGAAGUCUGAUCAGUGUGAUUUUAUGUAUAAAAUUAUUUAUAUUUCAUGUUGUUGGAGGGAAAUAUGUAAAAGUUAGCACAAUUCACACUUCAGUUUUUGUUUACCAUAUUAUUUUUACCACAUAUCAAUUUAGGCUUUUCCCAUCGCAUUUUGUGACGAAAAAAACGUCGAAGUUCGAAUUGGAAAAUCUUCAAGUGAAACUACUGAAUGUAGUCUCGAAACUUUAACUUCCGACCAGAAAAUUGCCACCACAGAUGCUCAAACAAUUUUCAAAUUCAAAAAGCCGAAGGGUAAACCAAAGAAAGCUAGAAAAUUGAGGAAAAAAAAGGUCAUCCUGGCAAAUAUACGUGAUUUGGCGAAGGAUGCUUUACUUCAGAUGAAGAAAAAUGAAAUGUUGAAUGCUCUCUACAGGCAUCAAAUAAGUCGUUUGUUGGAAAAACCUUUACCUGCUUUUCCGUCAGAUGAUUUGAAGGAAAGACUCGAAAAAACAUGUACGAAGUUUUCUUCACGUUUUAUAACUACUGCAAGAGAAGCAAUGUGGGAGGAAUUCAACAAGAUAUGGACCGAUGAGAAUAUUACGAAGUCAAUAAUUGAUGCUCGUGGUAUUACAUCUGACUUCUGUUCAUGGUUUCUGUUUUAUCUACAACAGGCUGUAGCAAAAACCUAUCUACAAUGUGAUUCUACUGCUCUGGUAAAUGAUUUGGAUUUGUCAGAUGCUGAACAGGAAUCUGUUGCAUACAUUGCUGGUGCGGUAUUAAAAAAUGUAGGUUCCAAACUGUGCGAGUUAAAGUGGAAAAUUGCAAGCAAUGGUCAAGAUGUUGCUACAGUGGAUAAAGACAUUACAAUACUUAAUGCCUGCAAGGAAACAAG
Messenger RNA from Paramuricea clavata, 1025 nucleotides. NCBI's taxonomy places the organism in Eukaryota, Metazoa, Cnidaria, Anthozoa, Malacalcyonacea, Plexauridae. The record is from the annotation of a GenBank genome assembly.